GGGUUUCAAAGUGUCAGUUGAGCAUCAGCUUAGAACUCUCUCAAGCGGUGAAACUGUUUGUGCUGAAGUGUACGAAACUAUCAAGGAGGCGGCACAGUUCAUGUACCAGCAGUAUUUGUCGCAAGAGGCUAUCACGCGUGUACCUUUGGAAGACGGAAUCAUUGCCAAGUUCCUUUCGCGAGUGAGAAACGAUGAGCCGUGCGACUUUUGGUUCGAGCAGAUUCAAGAAAAGGUUUUCAAAAACUUCAAGCCUAUCGAAGUUGUUGACAUAUUGCGUACCGACGAGCACUUUUAUCCUGGAUUCAAAAAGAGCUCCUUGUAUGAGAAGAUGCUUGCCGAACUGGGUAUCACGGGCGAUGAUGAGCGACCAGAAACACCAGCCUCGGAUGGAUCUGUAUACUCUGCUUCUGGUACAUCAGAUCAGGAUCGAGCACCUAGUGUCAGUAAGAUUGUCGAGGAAGGAAUGGUUAAUGAUGGCAAGCCAGUCAUGUCCGCGGUUGUUGAAACACUCGGAAUUGGUCAACAGGGCAGACAAUCCUUUGCAUUAUACAAUGUACGCGUGAGCAGAUCAGUGAACGGCAAGAAAGUCAGUGGCUGGAAUGUGCUGCGACGCUAUAGCGAUUUCCAUACGCUGCACACGUUUAUCAUACAGAAGUAUCCUAAACUUGUCAAUUUGUCUUUCCCGGGGAAAAAGACCUUCAAUAAUCUGGAUGCGCAUUUUCUUGAGAAAAGGACGAAGGCUCUUAAUCUGUUUAUGGACUGUGUUCUUCAACCCUCUAUGUUUGAUAGUUAUCCUGAACUAGAAAGCAUGAUGUUCGAUUUUCUUAGCCAAAAGGAGUACCUAGGAAACCGGGAACCGAUAGCAAAAAAGGUGAUGUCUGCUAUGUUUGACCCUAUCAAAGUGGGCGUCAAAGCUGUAGGAAAUACUGUGAUGGCUGUUCCUGAUCAGUUUUAUGGCGGUGUAUCUAAAGAAUCGACAUCUGACAAUAUACCCCUUCGAGUGUUAAUCUUAUUCGUUGACGAGGUUUUCGGUGUCCGCGCCAGAAAUGCAUGGUUCAGGCGACAGCUGGUUACGGUGCUUCGUCAGUUUGUCACUCCUUUUGGUACCUCCAUCAACAAACGGAUCGUCGAUUUAGUGCACUGGCUGACAAGUGAGCAGCAGGUCACGCUGUAUCUUACAGCUUUGAGGUACGUGUUAACGCCGCUUUUGGACUUCUUCGUUUGA
This is a messenger RNA of Cylicostephanus goldi, 1225 nucleotides long. The record is from the annotation of a GenBank genome assembly. NCBI's taxonomy places the organism in Eukaryota, Metazoa, Nematoda, Chromadorea, Rhabditida, Strongylidae.